This is a messenger RNA of Nyctereutes procyonoides (raccoon dog), 1833 nucleotides long. RefSeq names its product leucine rich repeat containing 71 (gene LRRC71). Gene Ontology annotation, molecular function: protein binding. The record is from RefSeq and is a predicted model, not a curated record. NCBI's taxonomy places the organism in Eukaryota, Metazoa, Chordata, Mammalia, Carnivora, Canidae. The transcript has 15 exons. The coding region runs from base 1 to 1680 and encodes 559 amino acids.
AUGUCGGGGGAGGCGAGUGCGCCGGGGACCUCCCCCAGGGCACCGCGUCCCGGGACCCAGAAGACGUCCGGCGCAGUGACCAAGAAGGGGGACCGCGGGGCCAAGGAGAAGCCGGCCACCGUCCUGCCGCCAGUGGGCGAGGAGGAGCCCAAGAACCCUGAGGAAUACCAGUGCUCCGGGGUCCUCGAGACGGAUUUCGCAGAGCUCUGCACGCGCUCGGGCUACUCGGACUUCCCCAAAGUUGUCCCCCGGCCUCGUCCGCACCCGACCUUCGUCCCCUCGGCCUCGAUGUCGGAAAAGCCGGCCCUGGACGAUCAGCGCCUGUCGGGGUCUUGCAGCCUCAGCAGUCUGGAGAGCAAGUAUGUGUUCUUCCGGCCCACCAUCCAGGUGGAGCUGGAGCCCGAGGAUAAGUCGGUGAAGGAAAUCUACAUCCGUGGUUGGAAGGUGGAGGAGCGGAUCUUGGGUAUCUUCUCUAAAUGUCUGCCUCCGCUCAGCCAGCUGCAGGCCAUCAACUUGUGGAAGGUCGGGCUGACGGAUAAGACCCUGACGACUUUCAUCGCCCUCCUGCCUCUCUGCUCAUCCACAAUCAGAAAGGUGUCUCUGGAAGGCAACCCGCUUCCUGAGCAGUCCUAUCACAAGCUCAUGGCUCUGGACAGCACGAUCUCGCACUUGUCCCUGCGGAACAACAACAUCAAUGACCACGGGGCGCAGCUGCUGGGCCAGGCUCUGUCCACACUGCACAGCUGCAACCGGACCCUGGUCUCGCUCAACCUGGGCUUCAACCACAUCGGGGAUGCAGGCGCCAGCUACAUCGCAGACGGCCUCCGGCUGAACCGCGCCCUGCUCUGGCUGUCCCUGGCACACAACCGCAUCCAGGACCAGGGUGCCCUGAAGCUGGCUGAGGUCCUGCGCCCCUUCGAGCUGACACACACUGAGGUGGUGGAGCGCCGCCGCCUCCUGCUGGAGAAGGGGUCGCAGGAGCGCUCAGGAUCGCCUUCCUCCUCCCGACAUGGGGAUUCCAAAACAGAGCGGGAGAAGAACCCCCUGAUGGGGGUCAGCAGUGCUGCGUUGGCAGAAAAGGCAGACAAGACCCAAACGACGAAGACCCCGAAAAGCCAGAGCAAGAAGAAAGAUAAGUCAGGGGAAGUGGCGAAGAAAGAGGAGAAGUCAGGGUCUGGGCAGUCACCCACACAGGGAACCCCUAAGAAAGAAGACCCUAGCAAGGCCGGCAAGGGCAAGGUCACCAUCCCCGAGCAGAAGCCCAGCAAGGGAAAGGGACCCAAGACUGGGAACAAAGAGAAACGCAGCUUCCUGCUGGAGUCUGAGCUGGUGGCUGAAGCAUCAGAGGUGGUGAACCCUCUCCUGGAACCCGUGGAGCACCGAGACGGGAAGGUGUUCAUGCCUGGGAACAAGGUCCUUUUGCACCUCAACCUCAUGCGAAACCGCAUCACAGAUGUGGGACUGGAGGGCUUCCUGGCCACCGUGCAGCACCAGGCUGAGCUCUCCAAGUCCAAGAGCGCAACCAAGGGCCCUGUGGGGCUGCUGUGCCUGUCCCUGGCGAAAAACUACUUCUCCCCACAAUGUCCCACGUACACCAUGAUCCAGGAGCUGAUGCUGUCAAGGGAUCCCAUCAGUAAGGCCAAGCCCAGAGAGGAGGACAGCAUGGCUUCCUCCACCUAGCCCCCACCCCACCUCUCCCCAGACCCUGGGCUGCUGCAGUCCUGCUGGCUGUGUGGUGGGCUGGCCUCCCUGGGGGGAGACCUCAGGUCCUGAACAAACUCUACGGCUCUACUUUUCCCCCUGAGGUGGUCUGAAAACUUGGUUCCAGAACUA